AUAACUGAGCCCCUUCUUUGCCAUUUUUGACUCCAAAAAAUUCCCAAGAUCCCAUUUUUUCCUCCCCAUUUUCAAACUCGCGUUUCUAUCGUUGUUUUUUUCCGCUGGGAGAUUUUCGAUCGAUCCGAUUAUGCUGCAGGGAUUCGUCGACAAUGUUCUCGCUGUCACGAAAGAGUCAGUGAAGACAUUCACUUAUGAAUCAUUAAACAAUGUUGCAAGGUUAAUAAAUGGUGUGUCUGCACUACUACUAGCUGUCCUUCCAGGAAAGACCACCAUGUUAGAGGGUAUCCAAGGAUGGGAACUCAGACCCGCUUUACGGGGACCUCGACUUCCUCGUUGGAUGGAAAAUGGUGUUUCUUCCUUCAAUGAAUUCAUCCAUGAACUUUCUGUGGAUCCUGACGGCUCGUCAAGUGCAGACUAUAUUUCUCUUGAAGAAGAUGAUGAGGAUGACAUCCUUCCUGCAUCUCCUGCAUCCCAUGCUUCCCGUUUGUCUCGUGCAAGCAGUUUGAAAAGUUUUAAAAGAUAUGAUAGACGGGUACUACGCACGAUCAAGUGCUUGCUUUCCUGGAUUCUGUGGACAGUCACAGUUUUUUUGAGGAUACCAAUUGUAAUGUGUGAGUUGGUUGGAUUUAGAAGGAACAGUACUGGACCUAAUUAUUCACCAAUCUCUAACCAGUCGUCAGGUCCUCUUUCUACUCUGAAACCCCCCCACAUAAAGCACGAUAUUGUCCAGCGAACUACUGACCGGAGGCGCGGUGUGAUUGAGGAUCUUCACCUAGCAAUUGAGAUUUUCAUUGAAGCAAUUUUUGACAUGGUUCACAAGGCAGUACAUUUUCUUCUUUCACCCACAGAGAUCUGCCAUAAACUUUUCGGAUGGGUUUCUAAUCAUGGAAGUAGUGAGAAAGAAGGUUGUGAUAGUGAUACUGAUGUGGCUGUUCCAACUGCAACUCUAACUAAUGCUGAUUCUGCUCCAACUGAAAGACAGACUACAUUUAACCAUUCUUUAAAUACGGAUGCUCGAACGUGUCAAGAUGUUAUUACAGAGCUUGGGUAUCCUUAUGAGGCCAUUCGUGUGGUCACUUCUGAUGGAUAUGUGCUGCUUCUGGAGAGAAUCCCAAGGCGUGAUUCAAAAAAGGUUGCAUAUCUACAGCAUGGAAUAAUGGAUUCAUCUAUGGGUUGGGUUUCUAAUGGUGUUGUUGGGUCACCUGCAUUUGCAGCCUAUGACCAAGGUUUUGAUGUUUUCCUUGGAAAUUUACGUGGAUUAGUCUCAAGGGAGCAUAUAGACAAGAAUAUUUCGUCGCGGAAGUACUGGAGAUACUCCAUCAACGAGCAUGGCACACAGGAUAUACCUGCAGUAAUAGAGAAGAUACACGAGAUCAAAACUUCUGAACUAAAAGGAAACUGCCAACUUAAUGCAGCAGACGAAGAUUGUGACCAGCCCUACAAACUUUGUGUCGUCUGUCACAGCCUGGGAGGGGCAGUGAUGCUGAUGUACCUUAUAACCCGUAGGCUCGCAGAGAAGCCCCACAGGCUUUCAAGAUUGAUUCUAUUAUCCCCUGCAGGUUUUCACGAAGAUUCUAAUUUAGUGUUCACGUGUAUAGAGCGGCUUGUACUUCUGUUUGGUCCUUUUCUCGCACCAAUUGUGCCAGGACUCUACAUCCCGACGAGGUUCUUUAGAAUUCUCCUAAACAAAUUAGCCAGAGACUUUCAGAACUACCCAGCUUUGGGAGGCCUGGUUCAGACCCUGAUGGGCUAUCUUGUAGGUGGUGACAGUUCAAACUGGGUCGGGGUUCUUGGUAUGCCUCACUAUAACAUGUAUGAUAUGCCCGGAGUUUCAAUACACGUAGCGCUUCACCUAGCACAGAUUAAGAGCGCAAAAAAGUUCAUAAUGUAUGAUUAUGGAAGCCCGGCUGCUAAUAUGGAGGCAUAUGGGUCACCAGAGCCAUUGGACUUGGGCCAGCACUACAACCUCAUCGAUAUUCCUGUUGAUCUUGUAGCUGGGAGGAAGGACAAGGUUAUAAGGCCCUCUAUGGUGAGAAAGCACUAUAGACUCAUGAAGAGAGCCGGUGUUGAGGCUUCCUAUAACGUGUUUGAAUACGCUCAUCUUGACUUCACAUUUUCGCAUAGGGACGAGCUUUUAUCCUACGUCAUGUCCAAACUGAUGCUUGUGAAACCUCCAGAGAUUGAGAAGCUCGGUCACCGGAGCACGGUAAGACUUAGGAAAACUAAUAGAGUCUCUCGGAAAGCUGAUGAUGGUGGUGGUGGGGAUGAUAUUGUAGAGUGUGCAGAUAACAUGUGAAAUUAAACAUUCAUAGUUAGAGUAGAUGAUGCGUCUCCCACUUGUUUUUGAGGUGUUGUGUGAUGAUACCGUGUAAAUAGUUUUCGAUCAGUAAAGAUGAUUCCAUGUUUUAUUAGCGUGUGUAUGUUUGCUUGCUUACUUUGUAACUGGUAGUGAGUGGUACAGAAUGUAAUGGCAGGGAUUGUUGUUUUUUGUUGCAAUCCUUGACCAUUUUGACAUUAGACGGUGUCCCCCCCUAUAGUGACUGUACCAUUGUUUUGUAUUUGUAGCGUUAACCAGAGCUUCAUCUGAUGUACAAGUUAGUUUCAUAUUGACAAUCUUCUGAGUUUAAGUUGAA
This is a messenger RNA of Asparagus officinalis (garden asparagus), 2636 nucleotides long. RefSeq lists its product as uncharacterized. The transcript is spliced from 9 exons. Lineage: Eukaryota; Viridiplantae; Streptophyta; Magnoliopsida; Asparagales; Asparagaceae. The record is from RefSeq and is a predicted model, not a curated record. Bases 131 to 2299 code for a protein of 722 amino acids. Gene Ontology annotation, biological process: lipid metabolic process.